CCAAGAUGGAGGAGUGUGAGAGUCUGGACUCGGAGAUGACAGAGCUGCAGCAGUUUCAUUGCGAGGCUUCAGAGGCCAUCAGCCAGGAUGAUGAAGAUGAAGUGGAGGAACUGCAAAACAGUCUGCGAGAGGUUGUGCAGGACCCGUCUGUGAAGCCCAAACUUCAGUGCCUGAUGGUGGAUCCAUCGUUCUCCAUGGUAACUGUUCAGAGUGAGGACAGUGGUAUCGUUUGGGAGACAGCCUCUAGCCGCUGCUCUACCCCCUGGGCCUCUGAGACCAGCUCUAUCUCUGAAGCCUACAGUAUGGAGGGCUCUGGAGCUGCUGGAAAGAUCACGAUCGUCUUCGAUGAGGAUAAAAUAGUCCGCAGGAGGACGAGGUCUGGAGGAAGGAGCAGCAGGCUGGGGGACAGGCUGAGUCGACCUGGUAGUUCAAGAUCAGCUUCAGCUCUGGGAGUGGAGAGACUGGAGAUGGCAGAGGUUUCUCUUCCUAACAUCAAACCGGAGAAAACUGAAACAGAGCCGGACAUGGAGGAAAUCAAAAACAAAGAUCAGCAGCUGUUUAGUUUGAUUUCAGAGGGUUACGAGAUUCUCAACAUCAGAGUCCCCUCCAAACUUCCCACUGUGGAUGAGGAGGAGAGCACAGAUCUGCAGGACAAUUUGUCUUAUUUGGACCAGACUCCAAAGAUCAGGUCUCGAAACCAUCAUGACUUGACACGGAAACAGACUCAUGGCUUGCCAGAGGAGGGGGAAAUACUGGAUCACCAAGAGCCCUCAGAGCAAGACUCUCCUCAGCCGUCACCUGACACGGAGCUCAGACACACACCCACCCAGAAAGAGAGCACCAGCGACAUAGACUACUUUGAGAAGUUUACCCUAGUUGAUGUGGUGGUUCCCGGGGAACAAACUCCUGAGCUGCACAAGGAGGCAGAACAGCCUGCAGCAAAGACCCAAAAAGAUGAGCAAAAGCCUGCUAAGGUGGCAGCCACAGACAGCCCAUCUGCAUCAGAAGACUCCUUUGUCUUUGUUACAGAUGUGGAGAUAGUUGGGGAACACCUGGAUGAGGUCUUCUAUGGAGAGGGAGCGCCUGCUGAUGCACUGCAGAGGAGAGAAGAUGAUGAGGCGGAGGGUGGAGCACGGAUGAGAAUGAGACGAGAGAGUCAGAGAUCUGUGAAGGAGAAUGGUUCAGUGUUGUUUGGGAGUGAAGAGACCAUCCUCACGCCCAUCUUUAUCUCCCCUGGACCCCCUAAGAUCAUUGACCCCAUCCUGCUGGAGGAGCCCACCGCCAUGUCCUUUAUGUACACAGACCUCUACGAGGAUGCUGUAGGCGAGAGGAGGAAGAGUGACGAGGAGUACUCUGAGGCAGAGAGCGUGGCAUCUGAGAAAUCUUAUAAUAGGCGUUUGUCAGAUUCAGAGGAGGCAGACGGGUACCUAGAGAAGUUUAUUUUAAAGGAUGAAACUCCUGCAGUCGAUGUUCAAGGAGAGUCAGUAGAGGACAGGAGUGAGGGGAGGAUGAUGUGGUCGCAGAAUAAAUUUGAAAUGACAGGAUGUCUAACAAGAGUGGUCAAGGAAGAGGACAAGGACAAAACAAAGACAGAGGACCCAGAGACACAGGAGGUCAGUGUUGGAGAUGGGAGUGAUGAUUUAAAAUCAGCAACAUUUGAGGGCAAAAGGGAGAUAGUUACAGAAACAGAAAAGGAGAGGGAGGAAACACAACUCCCCACGGUGACCAAAGAGCACACUCUCAAAGAAGCUUCAGAAGAAUCACUUCAGAAGUCUAAACUGAGAGCAGAUCAGAUGGAGGAUCAGGAAGGGAAACUGGAGAUAAAGAGAGACCAGACUGAGGCUCCUGAGAACAGCACUGUUGAACCGUAUCCAAUGCAACAGGUGGACAGUAAAGAUGAGAAAACAGAGAAGAGGGAGGAACAUCAGAGAGAAGUGCCAGCAGAAACAACUAGCAGUAAUGCUACAGAGGAGUCAGCUAUGAUAGCACCUGUAAGCAGAGAGGUACCUCACAUCAUCACUAAAUCUGCAACACCAACAGAAACCACUGAGAAGCAUUUGUCUGAGGAGGCAGCUGCCGACACUAUGACGGUGGCUACUGAUGAGGAAGUAAUAACUGAGUCCAUAACAGAGGCCCCAGCUGAAGUGAAAGAACCUAAGACUGAAGGACAGAAAACACUCACCUCAACUGAAAUAGAGACAUCAGCAACAGAAGUUGUUCCUGAAGAUGUUGCACCUGUUGAGGUUAUCACUGACUGUGAUGCUGCAGUACACGCAGUAGUGGAGGUAACUGAAAAAGCAGUUGAUGAAAAGGAGAUCCAAACUCAAGUUCAGAUUGAUCUUCAGGAGGUAGCUAGUGUGGAGACGACGGAUGUUCAGACAGCAGCUCCUGAAGGAGAAGAACAUGGAACUCUAACAGAGGAAACUGCAUUCGAGAGCCAGGUGCCUGGAUUUCUUACUGAAACUGAUCAGGAGUCAGACGUUAAAACUGAGAUUUCAAGGGAAGUAACUGAACCUGUGAGGACAGAAGAAGCCAAGACAGGCUCAGACAAGAAGCAGCAUGAAAUUCCUGAGUCCAAGAAGCAUCAGCAAGAGGAGUCAUUAACUGAUGGGAAAUCAGACAAAACAAAGCUGAUACCUGAAGCCAAAGAUAAAACACCCUCAGUGGACAUUGCGCCAGAUGUUCAGGAGAUGGUUAAUGAGGGUGAUGAUUUAAUCCUCCUUGUUCCCAAAGGACAAGCUGUAGAGAUGGACAUAGAGAUCAGCCAAAGGUCAGAGACGACUACAAGUGAUACAGUAGCUCUUCCUAAACCUGACAGCACAUGUGAACGUCUCAAAGAGCCUGAACCAGUCAUUAUAUGCCCAGAGACGCUUCAGGCACCAAAUGAAGAAUCAAUGACAGAGCUUCAACUGGAAGUAAAACCAGAAGUUGUUCUGAAGGAAGAAGGACUACCUGGACAUGAGUCAGACAAUUGGUACUUGAGUCCUGCACCUCUGGAGGAGGCUAACAAAGACGAGCAGAAGGUGGAGCGUGAUUUUGAAGAAUACAAGGGUGUCUUUUCCCCUCUGAGGAGCUUUACACCCCAGGAGGAUUUAUCCGGGCUACACAGAGACGAUGUGCAGUCAGAAGCAGCAGAUGUUGAACUGAAGGCAAAGAUGCACAACGUGGAAGACACCUCAGAAACGAAUAUUGUUAAAGAGGAUUCAGGUCCAGAGAUUGAUCUGCACAGAGAGGGUGUAGGAAAAAAGAUAGAGCAAGGUGAGGCAGACGCAGAGGCUCUAGAGGUGACUGUUGAGGAGCUUGAAUAUGAAGUGAUAUCUAAACAGGAUGCAAAAGAGAUGCCAGAACCUGAGACACAGAGAUAUGCAGAGGAACCAAAACCUGAGUGUAGUCAGGAGAGAGAGGAGAGGAUGGAUACAGAAAUGCAGAAGGAGGAGGAGAGAGUCUUUGAUCUGUCCCCAGAAGAAGAGCUCAUUGAGGCUGACUAUGAAAUCAUUGAUGCAGAGGAGGAAAGUCUGGCCCGACUGGCUGCUGAGCUGCAGGGGAUGGACUGGUUCUGUCUCACCUGUGGAUGUCUGCUGUCACAGGAUGACUGCGUGUCUGGAGAGCAUCACAGCCAUGAGGUGACUGCUGUGGACAAAGCCUACGAGGAAAUUAAGGAGAAGCUGAGUGACUGGAUCUCAGAGCUUCAGGGGAGGUCAGAGAACAUCGAGGACCUGGUGUCUGAGCUUGAACUGGCCUACAACUCAGUAGAGGACCAGUGUGUGGAGACCGAGGCAGCGAUGCAGGCGCAGAAUGAGGAGAUGAUGGCUCUGGUGAUGGAGCAGUACAACAACAUGUCCGUCAGCAUGGAAGAGGAGAAGAAGGCCAAGCUGGAGCAGCUGUACGACCAGAUUGUCUCCUUCCAGGAGAGCAUCGACUCUGCCAAGGCCACUCUGGAGACCACGGCCAGAGAGGCUGAGACUGACGCACGGUCACCUGAAGACAUUCAUGCAAGGAUCAAGGCAGCUCUGGACUCAACUAUGUCACUGGAGCUGGGUCCCAAGGGACUGCUGGUGUUCGAGGACUACGCCAAGGGCAACACUUCCAGCUCUCACCUCGCACAGCGCAAGGGAAUCCCAGUGCCUCAGAGGCCUACGCUGCAGCCUCAGGAGCCAGGAUCAGCCACCAGCGCCAGUGUCACAGUUUACUGGAAAGUCAAUCCUGGAGAUAUCAUAGACUGCUUCCAGGUCUACUGCAUGGAGGAUCCACAAGGAGCUGUGUCAGAGGAGUAUCGUGUGACAGUGAAGGAGAGUUAUUGUGUCUUGGAGGAGCUGGAGCCUGACAAGACCUACAAGGUGUGGGUGAUGGCUGUCAACUACACCGGCUGCUCUCUGCCCAGCGAGAGACUCGCCUUCAGAACUGCUCCAUCAGUACCACUGAUUGAUACAGAGCGCUGUACAGUCAUGUGGGAUUCAGCCACACUGCGGUGGAGCUCAGCAAAACAGACUCGAGAACAGAAUUACACCUUGGAGUACUGCCGCCAGUAUGAACUGGAGGGAGAGGGGCUCAGGUCCAUCUCAGGUAUCAAAAGCUGUGAACAGAAGGUUCUCCUGCAGCCCAAUGAGAAUUAUCUGUUUUACAUCAAAGCUGUGAAUGUGGCUGGAGCCAGCGAACAGAGUGAGGCUGCACUCAUUUCCACCAAAGGGACGAGGUUCCACCUGCUGAAAGCCUCAGCUCACCCUGCUCUGGAGCUGUCAGUGGACCAGACCACCCUGCACUACUCUCAGGAUGCGCUUGAAAACACACCAUCUACAGACAAACAGUGUCCAUCUAUCCUGGGUGAGUUGUUGCUGGCAAAAGGACGUUACUACUGGGAGACGAUUGUGUCGCGCAGCACAGCUUACAGGCUUGGAGUGGCAUACAGUGCAGCCAAUAGAAACAUCCCACUGGGGGAAAACAGCAUGUCAUGGUGUUUGCAGUGUAUCCCUACACCAUCAGGCUGCAGGUAUCAGUUGCUCCACAAUGACAUUCAGUCCAGUGUGUUUGUGAUUGAGAUGCCUGAGCGAGUGGGUACACUCCUGGAUUAUCAGCUUGGCCGUCUAUCCUUCUACAAUGCCCAAAAUGGUCGGUUGUUAGGCACCUUCCGCCAGCGCUUCACACAGCCGUGCCACCCUGCUCUGGCCCUGGAGAUGCCGGGCAGCCUGGAGGUCAGCAUGGUGAUGGAGGUGCCAGAGUUUACCAAAGACAGCUAGCUCUGCUAUCUGCCUCACAUACUGUUUACAGUUCAUGUUGGACAUAUAUUGAUUUGAAUGAUGAAAUGAACAUUAUUGUAUUAAUGAGAAAACUGCAGAUAUGACAGCACAUGAAAUAUAUCUGAUAUCCACAGUAAAGAAGACAUACUGGGUCCCAAUCUUCUAAAGAGGCCUCAUUGAUGGGUUUGUGUAUUUUGUAGUGAGAUCAAAUCUAAUCAAUGUAGCGCUUCAUUGCAAAACAAGUUUUCUCUGAUUGAGCAGGAAUUCAAUUCAAAAUGAAAUUGUAAAUAUCAAAAACAGAGGCAGUGGAAGUGAAUGAUGACGUGUGAAAUACAACAGGAUUGAAAUUUAGCGCCUUGAAUAUUUUUUACAGGUGAGUGUCUUGUAUUUUGUUUCGUCACAGGGGAAGUGAAACUUUGUGGAUCAUUUCAUAAACCUGACCAUAACAUAUGCUGAUGUGAGAGUUGUAAAUGUUCCGUGAUUUACUCAUUUUCAGUUUUCUUUCUUUAUUUAAACCCUUAUGGAUAGUUACCGAGACUGCGACUGCAUAUUGAACACACACUGUAUCAUUACUGAGACAAAUAACAGUUAAAGCCUUUUGUCGACACAAAGUUUAGAGACUGAACUAUAGAAAUACCCUGUAGCACUUUUAAACUGUGUCUCAUAAUGUUAAUGUAUGUAAAUAACCUUUUCAUAGAUGUGAUCAAUUCUAUAUUUUGUUAUGUGUAACUCAACCGUGGAGAUUGUUUUUCUUUUCCUGUCUUCCUGUUAACUGAUUUUCACGUCUGAGCUGAAUGAACAUGUUUAUUUUUCUAUUUGUGCAACUGGACUGUUUGUUUUGAUUCAGUUCAUUAGCUUCCGUUCUAACACACAUUCACCACUAGAGGGCCUCAGUACUCCAUUAGCUGAAAUAUUGGCUCAAAAGCAGCCAAAAAUGCAUAAAGGUUAUGCUCUCUGCAACUCUAACGCAGCAGUGCCGUGUCACAUAAAAAUGAU
Molecule: messenger RNA, 6230 nt
Organism: Chelmon rostratus (copperband butterflyfish)
Lineage: Eukaryota; Metazoa; Chordata; Actinopteri; Chaetodontiformes; Chaetodontidae
Gene: cmya5
Product: cardiomyopathy associated 5
Exons: 14
Coding region: 6-5234 (1742 amino acids)
Molecular function (GO): protein binding
Source: RefSeq, a predicted model, not a curated record